GCAAGUGCCAAAUUCGUAGCGCAGGAAAUCAAUCCAAACCGGAUUUACACUGCAUAAAUCAUAAAAAAUAUUACUUGCCAUAGACAAAAACAGUGUGAUCUAAAUAAUGUCUAUAAUUUUCUGAUGAACGGGAAGACAGCAGUGGACAGUAAGCAGGCAUCUGUUGACACUCACCCUGCCAUAACAAAGAAUAGACUGUCAAAUGGAGGACAAGAGGAAGAAACGGAGUCCAAAAGUCUCCCUUCCACAUCCUCCACCUCCACCAAUCAACCCACGCAAGCUCUCAGUCCUCCCGGCCAGCAAGAGUGCCACCUUUUCUCUGGGGCUACCCCAACCACCCUCCCCUAAACCCCGGGGGAAGUACAAAAGAUCUGUAGGAGCUAUUGGAGUAGUUAGAGAAGUGCUCACCGUACCUGUCGUCCCUCCAAAAACCAUCAGCAGGCCUCACAGAGAGAAGCCACGAGCCCCUCAGCCUGCCGGUCCCAGUCGGGUGUCCCAGUCGUCCUCGCCUCUCCAGCACUCGUUCCUCACUGAUGUGUCAGAUGUGAGAGAGAUGGAGGGUGGACUUCUAAAUCUUCUUAAUGACUUUCACUCAGGAAAACUGCAGGCCUUUGGUAAGGUGUGUUCAUUUGAGGAGCUGGAGCAUGUUCGAGAGAUGCAGGAGAAACUGGCUCAGCUUCACUUUAGCUUGGACAGCCACGUGGAGGAACUGUCUGAAGAUCAGAAAAAAAGUGCUUCAGAUCGAAAUCUGGAGCACCUGCUCUCUAACCUGGAGGAACUGAGCAGCUCCAUACAGAAGUUACACCUGGCAGAGAAUCAGGACUUACCCAAGACUACUGACCCCUGAAACAGCAAACAAGCCAAACAUGACACUGACAUCAUGGAACUGCUGGUAUCAUUGGGCUACGGCUCAGUUGGCUGCAGUACAAUUACUUACUCAAAGAGCUUUUUUACAGCUUAAACAUCAGCUUUUGACUCUCGAAUAGAAAAGGAAUAAUAUCUGUUUAUAGUGUAUAUUUAUAUUUUGUAUAAUUUGAUGGGGAUAGCACAUCAUCUCUUUUUUCUACAAAAAAGGGAUAAAUAUUGUAAAGGUGAGCACAAAGAGCACGUAGUAAAAACAAAAAACAGUUAUAAAAGGACUGGAUCAUUUUCCUGUUUAAAAAAUGCAAAUCUAUUUACGUAUAUGCCAAAAUGUGUGUACAUUUAAAGGGAUUUUUUGUGCAUCUUGCUUGGCUUCACACAGCACCAGGAUUUGUUUCUUUGAUUGAUUUGAUUCUUAAAAUAAAUUAGAAUCCAAUUGAAACUUCAUAGUAGAAUAGUGAAUGAAUAAAUGAUCCAUAAUCAGAAAUACAGGACCAUACUGGUGAUACAUCACCACAAAUUUAAAAUUAUUUUCAUUUCUAAAAUAUGCACAUGGGUCCUGUGGCUGUGGCCUUGGUUUUUGCCUCUAGACACUAUCUGUGAGAAGUUUUGCAUCUUUUUUUUCUUCUAGGUACUCUAGGAGUUUUACCAUAUUAAAAAUGUAUCAAAACUUAAUGUGCUUGGCUAAAUUUCCCCUUUGGUAUGAGUAUUGGAAUCCUGUUCAGGCUUUAUUCCUGUCUGCAGCCGGUGUUUUUAAACAUAAUUAGGAUAAUCUAGGGCAAAUGCAUUUAUUUGUCAUGUAUAGAUGUACAUGUGUACAGAACAACAAAAUUAUUUUUCCACAUAGCCAAGCUUCUUUGGAAGCUGGGGUCAGAGUGCAAGUUGUACCAGACCCAGUGUGACCCUGACUGUGACGAAGCAGUUAGUAUUGUUUGUGAGUAUUGCGGUUUUUGCCCUUUGCUCAUCACAUAAAAUCAUGUUAAAAUAGUAAUCGGAAUAGAUAAUAAAUUAAAAUGUUAAAGUGUUUAUAUAAUAGUAGUUAAAUAAUGUUAAACACUCACUGUGGGACUAUUUAAGCUCAGGACUAUAUGAGAUGGCAUGUCUCAUCAACUGAUAGCACAAAAAGAGUUAUUUAGUGUAUAUAUGUUUAUACGUUUACACUUAUUAUACAUGCCCUGUGUUGUAAAGUUGUAUUGAUAUUAGAAACGGCAAACGUUUGGUGUAGAGAUAAUAGAGAAAUGUAAAAAGAAGAUGACAGGAAUGUUUAAAAUUGUUUGUUUUAUUUAUUUGAAAUGUAGUAGCUAGAAAUCUCCGGUGAGUUACAAGUAGUUAUCAACAUGCAGUUGAAGAUUGAAGUCAUUGGUCUGUCUGAUUUGUACCCACAACCUUCUGGUAGCCAAUUACAGUAGCUCUAUUAAACAAUCAGGCACUCGGAUUCUUUUUAAUGUUUUAAUAAUGUGGUGUUUGAAGGAUUUCUGAACAUUUGUAGCAAAUAAGUUGAAAUAUUUUUGCCUCAGUCCAAACAGGAGAUUAAUAGAGCUGACUGCACUAUUGUAUGCUUUAUUAAUUUAAGACAUUUUUUAUAUUUGUAUGCUUUUCUUAUCCUUAAUAAAUAAAGCAAAUCAAGCUAA
This is a messenger RNA of Trichomycterus rosablanca, 2492 nucleotides long. RefSeq names its product coiled-coil domain containing 28B (gene ccdc28b). Bases 203 to 847 code for a protein of 214 amino acids. The record is from RefSeq and is a predicted model, not a curated record. The transcript has 6 exons. NCBI's taxonomy places the organism in Eukaryota, Metazoa, Chordata, Actinopteri, Siluriformes, Trichomycteridae.